Messenger RNA from Durusdinium trenchii, 429 nucleotides. Lineage: Eukaryota; Dinophyceae; Suessiales; Symbiodiniaceae. The record is from the annotation of a GenBank genome assembly.
AUGACGGAGGCUGAUGCUUCCCAAGUUCUGGAGAACUGUGUCAACUUGGGUGAACUGAGGAGAAAACCUGGGAUGCAUCUGAGCGAGGUUGAUGGCCUCCUGCAACAGAUUGAGCGCGAGCGAAGAACUGCCAAAAGGGACCCACCAGAGGAUGCCCGAAAGACAUUAGAAUAUUGCAAAAAGUUCAAGCACUUGCAGAACACUGUUACUGCCAAAUCAGCCAAGCAAGAGCUGAUGAGAUUGAUACCGGUGGACGGCCGCUAUGUGAAGCGUUGCAGAGAUUUUGAGGCCACCCAGCUUUUAAACCUGAUGCCCGGAACAGCGGAUGAAGCCAGGAAGUUGAUCCCGACCUUGGAUGGAAAUAGAUAUCUUGACGACUUAGUGAAAGAGCUGGGACAAUUGAAAGAGUACGACCCAUUCAUUGAGUAG